UAAUCUCUGUCACAGUCACGAAUAUCAAAAAGUCAAACACGUUCCCUGAUAAGACCAAUUGUUUCUCUAAAAGGACAAGGGACAUUAAGGCGGAGAAAUGAACAUAGGAGUUUGGAUUCCAUUGGCGAUUCUGUGCAUGAUUAGAGUGUCAGAAUGCAUAGAGUGUUACACUUGUCAAAACAUUGCUGAUCCUAAUGAGUGCAGAAAUACUUCACAAUGUUCCAGUGGUCAACAGUCCUGCUCUUUACACAUAUUCCAAACUGACUCCGAAUUACGCUACACCAUGGGAUGUCAAAACAAUCAGUUAUGCAGUUCCCUCGCUCUUAGCCCACACAGUAUCAUCGGUCGCUCCGUUCAGACGAGACAGCAGUACACAUGCCAUGAAUGCUGCAGUACCGACCGAUGCAAUGAGAACCUUUGCUUUCAUAAAAAACCUUCAGAGUGCACUGAUGACGAAACACUCGACUGCGCUCGAUUAAAUACCCUCUUUAAUGUCUGCGCAGAUGUUCAUCAUGCAAAAGUCACGUGUCCAAAGUUCUGUGGCCUGUGCCAACUCGUUGAUGGAAACUGGGCGGAAUGGGGCACGUGGACGCAGUGCAGUGUGACGUGUGCGAAUGGCACGCAAGAGCGUUCACGCACCUGCUCUAAUCCGCCCCCUAGCAACGGUGGCCUAAACUGUUCUGGACCAGCUGUUGACACUAAACUGUGCACAAAGCAGCUUUGUCCAGUGCAUGGAAACUGGGCGGACUGGUCCAGUUGGUCUAGUUGUUCAGUUACCUGUGAUGUUGGACUAAUGAAAAAGACAAGAACCUGCACCAAUCCAACACCAGAUAGAUUUGGCGACAAUUGUUAUGGCGAUGCUAGCGAAUACACUGUUUGCAAAAUCGAUCACUGCAUUGCUCCUGUGCAUGGCAACUGGUCAACUUGGUCCGUAUGGUCCACUUGUUCUGUCACGUGCGAUGGAGGACUUCAGAAGAGAUCAAGGACAUGCACCAAUCCUAAACCGAACGCUCUAGGCGACUAUUGUUUCGGUGAUAAUAGCGAAUACACUGUUUGCCAAAAUCAACCCUGCGUUUCACCAGUGCAUGGCAACUGGUCAACUUGGUCCGUAUGGUCCACUUGUUCUGUCACGUGCGAUGGAGGACUUCAGAAGAGAUCAAGGACAUGCACCAAUCCUAAACCGAACGCUCUAGGCGACUAUUGUUUCGGUGAUAAUAGCGAAUACACUGUUUGUCAAAAUCAACCCUGCGUUUCACCAGGUCAUGUUGCAGCAUUCAACGCUCACCGACUCAACGUGUUGUCAAAUCUUGUAUGUGCAUUUCCCAUUGUGAUCUUCAACGAAGGCAAUGCGUACAACCCCAGCACUGGACACUUCACAGCUCCUGUGGACGGGAUAUACUACUUUACUGCCCACAUCUGCGUUAAGCCCGGACAGGAUGUUUACUUUUUCUUGGAAAAGGGCAGUGAAAACAUGAUCGUCAAGGUGCGUCUAACAGCUACCGAUCAGCAAGUAUCUAGCACCAGCUAUUCAUGUGCGUCUGCAUCCUGCGCUGUGAAGCUGACAAGGAAUGAGCACGUGUGGGUGAUGAUGCACCAGCAAUACACCACAUCACAGAUAUUUGAAACUGAUGUACAAACUUGAAAUUCAUUUACUGGAACGUUGAUUCAACAGCUUUAAUAAAUUCGUGAACUUAAUAUGGUGUGUUUAUUUCAUCAAAGUCGUACAAGUGUGUAUAACACAUAUGUAUGGUACAGUAUGGUAGCCGUUCCUUCGUAUCAAACACUCCGUCAGUAGUUGCAACACCCGAACUAUUUGAACCAUCGUUCAUUAAGCAUAUUUCAUAGACCAUGCUUCUGAGCGAAGAUUGAAAACACAGAUUUAACACAA
This is a messenger RNA of Dreissena polymorpha, 1888 nucleotides long. RefSeq names its product A disintegrin and metalloproteinase with thrombospondin motifs adt-2-like. Bases 98 to 1642 code for a protein of 514 amino acids. Lineage: Eukaryota; Metazoa; Mollusca; Bivalvia; Myida; Dreissenidae. Gene Ontology annotation, molecular function: protein binding. The record is from RefSeq and is a predicted model, not a curated record. The transcript has 11 exons.